UCAGCUCAGAUCAACUAUAUCAUAUCCCACCACCGUCAGUUACGGCUAACACGCGAUCAUUUAUUAAUGUGGUGGUUUCAACGAUUAAACGGAACAAUUUUUAGUCGAUUAAUCAAUCUAAAGUCUCAUCAUAAUCAUCAUUAUACAGUUACAAGUUUAGAAAAAAAUAUUUUUUAACCAAAGACACUAGUUACAAUAAUAAUAAUAAAUUUUAUUAUUCAUAUAUUAAUUAGAUUAAAUAAAAUGAACGCUGAAGAUAUUAAAAUAAUUUGGAAAAAUGCGGAUGCCGUAUCGUUUGAUGUCGAUUCAACGGUUAUUCAAGAAGAGGGAAUCGAUGAACUUGCCAAGUUUUGCGGAAAAGGAGAUCAAGUUACCGAGCUAACUAAAAAAGCGAUGCAAGGAAACAUGACUUUUCAACAAUCUUUAACAGUUCGGCUGAAUAUAAUACGACCAAGCUUGGAGCAAAUAAAACAAUUUAUAAAAAUUCAUCCACCAAAACUUACGCCAGGAAUUAAAGAGCUAGUCGAUAAGUUACAUGAAAAAAAUAAAAAAGUCUUCCUGGUAUCUGGCGGAUUUCGGUGUCUGAUAUCACCAGUCGCUACUCGAUUAAAUAUUUCUCAAGAUAACAUUUUUGCCAACCGUCUUCUCUUUAAUUUUGCCGGAGAAUUUGGUGGAUUUGAUGAGAACGAGCUGACGGCUAAAAGUGGUGGUAAAGCACAAGUCAUCAAAAGGUUGAAAGAAAAUUACAAUUUUAAAACAAUUGUUCACAUCGGUGAUGGCGCAACCGAUCUUGAGGCAUGUCCACCAGCAGAUGCAUUUAUUGGCUUUGGUGGUAAUGUCGUCAGAGAUACCGUAAAAAAUGCAUCUCGGUGGUUUGUUUAUGAUUUAAAUCAACUAAAAGAGGCUCUAGAUUAAAUUUAAUUAUUAUUGUUUAUGUUUCAACGUAUGAUAACAAUCAAAUCAAAUCAAAUAGUAUUAUCAAAGGCAGAAUUUUUAAAAACAGUUGCUCUGAUAAAUUUUACAUACACUUAUUACAAUAGUUUUCUUUUCAAAUUACAGAUUAAAAAAU
This is a messenger RNA of Cotesia glomerata, 1069 nucleotides long. It is a transcript of the gene aay, whose product is annotated as phosphoserine phosphatase. The transcript is spliced from 4 exons. Gene Ontology annotation, molecular function: L-phosphoserine phosphatase activity; magnesium ion binding. The coding region runs from base 244 to 915 and encodes 223 amino acids. The record is from RefSeq and is a predicted model, not a curated record. Gene Ontology annotation, biological process: L-serine biosynthetic process; dephosphorylation. Gene Ontology annotation, cellular component: cytoplasm. NCBI's taxonomy places the organism in Eukaryota, Metazoa, Arthropoda, Insecta, Hymenoptera, Braconidae.